UAAAGUACACAUACCAAUAUACGCAUAAUAUACGCGCCAAAUGGCGGGUACUAUUUCCAAUAUGGCGGAUAAAGAACUUGUAAAUUUGCCAUGGGUGGAGAAAUAUCGUCCAAAUAACUUAGACGAGUUGAUUUCUCACAAAGAUAUUAUCAAAACAAUUCAAAAGUUUAUCAAAGAAGAAAGAUUACCUCAUCUGUUGUUUUAUGGUCCACCUGGGACAGGCAAGACCUCGACAAUUCUUGCUAUCGCUAAGCAACUUUAUACUAAAAAAGAAUUUGGAUCUAUGGUUUUGGAACUUAAUGCUUCAGAUGACAGAGGAAUCGGCAUUGUCCGUGAAUCCAUACUCAGUUUUGCAAGCACAAGAACAAUCUUUAAGUCUGGAUUUAAGAUGGUGAUUCUUGAUGAAGCAGAUGAAAUGACAUCUGAUGCUCAAAAUGCAUUAAGGAGAGUAAUGGAGAAAUUUACAGAAAACACCAGAUUUUGCCUCAUUUGCAACUACCUCAGCAAGAUAAUUCCAGCAUUACAAUCUCGAUGUACCAGAUUCAGAUUUGGUCCACUCGAUAUGCAACAAAUGAGUUCAAGGCUUGACUUUGUGAUUGAAAAUGAAAGAAUAAAUGUUGUCGAGGAUGGCAAAAAGAGUUUGAUAAGAUUAUCUGAUGGUGAUAUGAGAAAGGCUUUGAAUAUCUUACAGAGUACUUCGAUCGCAUUUGACAUUGUCAAUGAGGAAAAUAUCUACACAUGCACAGGAAAACCUCAAAGAAAUGAUAUAGCCAAAAUUGUAGAUUGGAUGUUGAAUGAAGAUUAUAAAACAUCUUAUCAUAAUAUAAUGGAACUUAAAACAAGGAAAGGACUUGCAUUGGAUGAUAUCCUGGCAGAAGUUCACACCUAUGUACAUAGAGUUGACUUUCCUGCUGUGGUGCGCAUGCAGUUACUCGACAAAAUGGCAAAUGUAGAGCAUCGACUGGCUUCAGGUACUUCAGAAAAGAUACAACUAGGUUCAUUACUUGCAGCAUUUCAAGUGGCACGAGACAUUGUGUCUAAUAGCAUUAACGAAGCCUCAUAAGUUCAAAGGCUAAGUGAUAGCAGAUUAAACUUCCUAAUAUGACUACUAUGAAGUCAAAGCAAUGUUAGAUAAAAAUUGACUGUAAAAAUAGUAUUAAUAUCAUAUUACUGCAACAUAAAUAAAUAUUUAUCUUCCAAAAAA
Messenger RNA from Xenia sp. Carnegie-2017, 1204 nucleotides. RefSeq names its product replication factor C subunit 5-like. The coding region runs from base 41 to 1063 and encodes 340 amino acids. The record is from RefSeq and is a predicted model, not a curated record. Gene Ontology annotation, biological process: DNA-templated DNA replication; DNA repair. Gene Ontology annotation, cellular component: DNA replication factor C complex; nucleus. Gene Ontology annotation, molecular function: DNA binding; ATP hydrolysis activity; ATP binding. The transcript has 11 exons. NCBI's taxonomy places the organism in Eukaryota, Metazoa, Cnidaria, Anthozoa, Malacalcyonacea, Xeniidae.